CUCCUUUUCAAAUCUUAUAAGUUAUAACUUUUAACAUUUGAAGCCAUAAGCUAAUCUUCUCACAAUCUCUCUCCAAAAAGACCUGAAAAAAACAUCACAAGUUUGAUCAAGAAAACCAAGAAAGAUGCCGAAAGACAGGAAGAUUGGAAUCGCCAUGGACUUCUCGGAGAGCAGCAAGAACGCACUGAGAUGGGCUAUCGACAACUUAGCUGAUAAAGGAGACACGUUUUACAUCAUCCAUGCGUUACCAACAUCUGAAGCUGGACCACGUAACUCUCUCUGGCUCAAAUCCGGUUCUCCUCUCAUACCAUUGGUGGAGUUUAGGGAACCAGAAACUAUGGAGAAAUACGGUGUCAAAAUCGAUAUCCCAGUUCUUGACUUGCUCGACACUGGUUCGAGGCAGAAAGAGAUUCAUGUAGUGACGAAAAUAUACUGGGGAGAUGCAAGAGAGAAGCUGGUUGAUGCUGUUAAAUCUCUCAAACUUGAUUCUAUUGUCAUGGGAAGCAGAGGACUCAGCGCUCUUCAAAGGAUAAUAAUGGGAAGCGUGAGCAGCUUUGUGAUUCAACACGCCCCUUGCCCGGUCACCGUUGUCAAGGACUAAACAAAAGGCUGUGAUCUCAUAUGUUUGAUCAAAAAUAAUAAUCGGAAUUAUGCUUUUAAUAAAAUCUUUCUUUCGUGGUUGUAUUUGUAUUUGAAAUCAUAUCAAUAUAUUAAGUUCGAUGUUUGUUGUUGACACACACAAACAAAUAGAAGCGAGGAGAUUCUUGUUACAAUAAUACAAUGUUUGGUUUUCUUGCUAACUAUUUCAAGUAU
Brassica rapa (field mustard) is the source of this 813-nucleotide messenger RNA. Its product is annotated as universal stress protein PHOS32. Lineage: Eukaryota; Viridiplantae; Streptophyta; Magnoliopsida; Brassicales; Brassicaceae. The record is from RefSeq and is a predicted model, not a curated record.